Molecule: messenger RNA, 375 nt
Organism: Vigna angularis (adzuki bean)
Lineage: Eukaryota; Viridiplantae; Streptophyta; Magnoliopsida; Fabales; Fabaceae
Product: DNA-directed RNA polymerase subunit beta-like
Exons: 2
Coding region: 1-375 (124 amino acids)
Biological process (GO): DNA-templated transcription
Molecular function (GO): DNA binding; ribonucleoside binding; DNA-directed RNA polymerase activity
Source: RefSeq, a predicted model, not a curated record
AUGGCAAAAGAAUCCUCAUAUUCCCCUGAAGAUAGAUUAUUACGAGCUAUACUUGGCAUUCAGGAUAUGCCUUAUUUGCAAGACGGAGGACCCGUUGAUAUGGUCUUCAAUCCACUAGGGGUACCUUCGCGAAUGAAUGUAGGACAAAUAUUUGAAUGCUCGCUCGGUUUAUCAGGAGGUAUGUUAGAUAGACAUUAUCGAAUAACACCAUUUGAUGAGAGAUAUGAACAAGAAGCUUCGAGAAAACUAGUGUUUUCUGAAUUAUAUGAAGCCAGUAAACAAACAUCUAAUCCAUGGAUAUUUGAACCCGAGUAUCCUGGAAAAAGCAAAAUAUUUGAUGGAAGAACAAAAAUUCUUUUAAACAUCCUACUAUAA